Molecule: messenger RNA, 5138 nt
Organism: Colius striatus (speckled mousebird)
Lineage: Eukaryota; Metazoa; Chordata; Aves; Coliiformes; Coliidae
Gene: ZBTB24
Product: zinc finger and BTB domain containing 24
Exons: 8
Coding region: 492-2711 (739 amino acids)
Biological process (GO): regulation of transcription by RNA polymerase II
Cellular component (GO): nucleus
Molecular function (GO): RNA polymerase II cis-regulatory region sequence-specific DNA binding; protein binding; DNA-binding transcription factor activity, RNA polymerase II-specific
Source: RefSeq, a predicted model, not a curated record
AUCAGCCGGGCUAGGGGAACCUGCGCCGCCCCGGCACCGCAGUGUUGGGCCGAGGGCGUCUCGCCUGCGCUGUGGAGGGGAGCGGCCUUCCCAGGGAGGCGGCCAAAGCCUGCCGGAGCGACUUAUGGGUCUUGAGGCUUAAGUAUGGGUCUGGGGGGGUGUGUAUGAGGGGGCGCCCAGCGGCGGGGGCUGCGGUGCCGCCAGUCUCAGCUAUGCUCCUCGCCGCGUCGGCCGCCUCCUGUCCCCCCUGUGGCGCCGAGCCGAGCCGAACCGGGCUGCCGGCCCUACUCCUGCCCGGAACCGGGCCGAGGCCGCGCCCUCUUACCGGGGGUUAGCCCUCCACAACACGCCUGUUGCUCCCGAGCCCUUCCGCGGUUCAUCGUCAGAUAGGCUGGGGUGCGUCUGACCACGCUGCUGGCAUAUCGGUGCCUUCUACACAGCCUUACUGUAGAGUUAUUAAGGGGUUUUUUUAGGCACCUCCUUUCAUACUCAUGACAAAAAUGGCAGAAACAACCCCCGAUGCUUCUGAGAAGCUGGUUGUCAUCCACUCCAAAGCUCACAAAGAUACCAUUCUAGCUAAUUUUGAAGAACAAAGGAAAAAGGAUUUUCUUUGUGACAUUACUCUAAUAGUGGAGAAUGUGCAAUUCAGAGCCCAUAAAGCUCUACUUGCUGCCAGCAGUGAAUACUUCUCGAUGAUGUUUGUAGAUGAGGGUGAAAUAGCGCAGUCGAUUUACGUGUUGGAAGGAAUGGUCGCAGACACCUUUGGAGCGCUGCUAGAGUUUAUCUACACUGGUUGCCUCCAGGCCAGUGAGAAGAGCACAGAACAAAUUCUGGCUACUGCACAGCUGCUGAAAGUGACUGACUUGGUGUGGGCCUGCACAGACUACCAGGCCAGCCGUAGCUCAGGCAAUGUGUUACCAGCCCCAGUUGGUAACGGUGGAGUCUCUGUAGCUGUUGCUGCAAGCGACAAAAAGAACGACAGUCUGCCCAAGCGAAAACGUGGGCGGCCGAGGAAAAUCCAGAAUGUCCAAGAGGAAAAACUAGGAGCAAAUGCUGCUGAAGAUGUGCAGCUGAGAGAGAACAACUCCAUGCAAAAUAAGCAAAAUUUUAUGAAAAAAGAUACCGCAGCAGAGGAAACAGUUGAGAGCGAGCAGGCUCCAGUGAGGAAAGAUGCAGAGGAAAAUGAACCUGCUUGUGGCUCAGAAGCUGCCAUCGAUCUACCAGCUGAGAAAGAUGAGAAUUACGAUCCCAAGUCUGAAGGAAUACAGAGCACUCAGAGCCGUUACAGCAAACGUAGGUUAAGGAGAUCAAUCAAACUAAAAGAUUAUAAACUUCUUGGUGAUGAGGAUGAAAAAGGACUGGCAAAGAGAACUGAUGGAAAAAGAAAACGUGCGGGUUCUGAAGCUCGCUGUAAAGACUGUGGCAAAGUAUUUAAAUAUAAUCACUUCUUAGCUAUUCAUCAGCGAAGUCAUACAGGGGAGCGCCCUUUUAAGUGCAGUGAAUGUGGCAAAGGCUUUUCCCAGAAACAUUCCCUGCAGGUCCAUGAGCGGAUGCACACUGGAGAGCGGCCAUACACCUGUACAAUCUGCAGUAAGGCUCUGACAACAAAGCAUUCGCUUCUGGAGCACAUGAGCCUACAUACAGGGCAGAAGGCUUUUACAUGCGAUCAGUGUGGGAAAUACUUCAGCCAAAAGAGACAGCUCAAGAGCCACUACCGAGUACACACAGGCCAUUCGCUGCCGGAAUGUAACCAGUGUCGUCGCAAGUUCAUGGAUGCAGCUCAGCUAAAGAAACACCUGAGAACACAUACAGGUGAGAAGCCCUUCACUUGUGAAAUUUGUGGCAAAUCGUUUACAGCUAAAAGCUCUCUUCAGACUCACAUUAGAAUUCACAGAGGAGAAAAGCCAUAUUCUUGUGGUACCUGUGGAAAAUCCUUCUCUGAUUCCAGUGCAAAGAGAAGACACUGUAUCUUGCACACAGGCAAGAAGCCUUUCUCCUGCCCAGAAUGUAGUUUGCAGUUUGCUCGUCUGGACAACCUGAAGUCUCAUUUGAAAAUUCAUAGCAAGGAAAAGCAGUUUCAGGAAGCCAGGGCUGCUGCCCCAGGCGCCAACUCCAGCUCUGAAGAAGUGAGAAACGUCCUUCAGCUGCAACAGUAUCAACUGGCCACCUCUGGAGGGCAGGAAAUUCAACUGCUGGUUACAGACACGGUGCAUAAUAUCAACUUCAUGCCCAGUCACAAUCAAGGCAUAAGUAUUGUUACUGCAGAAAACGCCCCAAGUAUGACAACGGAGCAGGCUGCUAACCUCACGCUGCUUGCCCAGCCACCACAACAGCUCCAAAACAUACUGCUCUCAGCUCAGCAGGAGCAAGCAGAGCAAAUCCAAAACAUCAACAUGAUUGCAAACCAAAUAGAGGCUGCGCAGCCUGAACAAAUGCAUGUCAUCACUCUUUCCAAGGAAGCGCUGGAGCACCUCCAUGCUCAGCAGGGACAAAAUGAAGAAAUCCACUUAGCAGGGUCUUCGCGUCCAGCUCAGCACAUGCAGCUGACUCAGGAAUCAAGUCAGCAGUCUCACUCCAGCCAAGAUACAGCUUCUUCCCAUCAAAUCGAUGAAGAACAGAAUCGAAGCAUACACAUUUCUGAAUCCCAUCAGCAGUCUCUGUCAGUAAAUGAGUCAUCUCGUGAGCAUCCUAUUCAAGGACAGGCUUUCUGAAAUGCUUAUUUGCCAUUAGAGGGCUAGGCUGUAGCAUGCUUCUCACCCAAACAGUCAUCACUAGUGUCACACUUUGUUUUCUGCAGGGUAAUCUCUCUGAAGAGGCAUUUCUUGGUGAUUUUGAUGAGUUACUCUCAGUUUUCUUUUAUUUAUUUAAGACUUUUUUUAUCCCCAGAUUGGUAUUUCUCUACCACUUAGUCCGUACCUGUCAAGUGAUUAAUGUGGGCUUUUUAUGCCUCAUACCCAUCCAUGUCUACUGAGGAUAUAUUAGGCCCUUUAUUUGUGUUUCUGCGUGACUCCAAGAGAAGUUUACCUUGCUGGUAGAAGAACAGAGUUUAAGAUGUCUGCUGAUCAGAAAGUAUGACUUCUCUGAUGAAGUCAAUGUCACCUGAACUACUGUGAAGCUUCAGGUAACCAGUACACUGUUUGCACAGCUAAGGCCACGUGUCUUAGGAGCUUGCUCUCUGCAGGUUAAUGCAUCCUUUUCUGUGUGAUCAUUGCCUGAAGUGUAUUGUGAUUUAUUGACUACUAAAUUUGGUUUGGAUUGAAGUUGUUGCAACCUUUGACUGGCCCUGGAUUGUCCUUUUGCUCCACUGAAAAGCUCACGUUCUGCUCCAGUGGCUCUACCACUCGCUCUCUAUGUGAGUGUGGGCAAGAUGGGUGACCUCUGUGCCUUAUUUCAUCAUCCAGUAAGCUGAGGGAUAGCAUUCACAUGCUCUGCCAAGCACUUUGAAGGGCUCUUGAUGUCAAAGGCACUGUCUAUUGAAGUGCAAAAUUCUCUUCCUGAGGGGAUUCAGUCGAAGCUUAGGAGCCAGUGUAUAUUUAAAUCAUUAUUUUUUUGCCCUUCUGAGAGUAAGACCUACUGUUACUUUUAAUGUUAAUAUGUUAAAGCUGGUAAUUGUUUUUGUGGGGACUUAAGCAGUGAGCAGAAUCAUGUGAGAGGAUAAUGAGCUCCAUCAGUGGGGGUAUCAUGUGAAAGCUGUUUUUGCUGACUAGAUGAGGUGUGUACAGAUUGUUUUCAGUUGUGACUGAGUGACUGGCUGACUGGCUGCUAACAAAAAAAGAUUUGACACCUUAUUAAAAUACGUGCUUUGCAUUUUCAACUUUGGCUACUGGUACCAUCUCACACAGUGUACUAGAGUGUUAAAAUCCAGGUAAAAUGCCACUGCUACUUAAAGCAACCUGCUCAGUUCUCACUUCAGUUUUAAAAUGUCAUACUUGAGAUUUGAAUUGCCAUUUUGUGUUACAACAAGCAAAAAAUGUAAAAAUUAUGGUGAAUUUUAAAGCAAAACAAAAUAUUCUUUCUACAUGCUUGGAUUGUAUGACUGCCCAGAGAAAGUCACUGGCAUAAAAGCCCUGUGCAUCAAAUGGUAGAACAGUUUAAGAUGGAAGGGACUUCCAGAGGCCGUCUGGUACAUCACCUCCUCAAAGCAGAUGUGCCUAGAUCAUGUUGCUAUUGUCUGGUUGAGUUUUGAACACUUCCAGGGAUGGAGGUGUUAUUUGCAAUGAAAAAAAAGUAUUUCCCAUAUUUAACUGGAAUUCCCCAUGUUCCAGUUUGUCUCUGCUGCUUCUCAUCUACCACUGCACCUCCAAGAAGUGUCUUCUCCACACCCUCCCAUUAGGUAGUUGAAGACAGCAGUAAGGUCCUUCCAAAGCCACCUACUCCUAAGGCCUGAACAAAUGCAUCUUUCUCAGCCUUUUCUGGCACAUGCUCCAGCUCUUUCAGCACCUUGAUGGACUUCUACUGCCCUCAGUCCAGCGUGCCAAUGUCUGUUGGAAGCCCAAAUCCUUGAUGAUAUUUCUCAUUCAAGCCUGGACUGCUCAGCAAGCUCCUGACCAUGCAGGACUUUGGAUGCAAUCUUGGACUGAAAGGAAAUGAAAUGGCUGCAGCCACAGCAGGUAGGGAGGUUUGGGAUGAGGAAACCUACAAUUCUGCAGAAGCAAAACUUGAGUUGUUGCAUCAGAGCACGUGUGCUUCAGGGGACUUCAUGUUUCCCAGAACACGAGCCACCCAACCUUUGAAAAAGUUUUGCUCUCGUUGUUCAAAUGUGCUGUACAACUUCUCCUGCUUUCCAUCCUUUCCUUCAUGGCAGUAGCUGCUGUCAUCAAGGCCGAGCACAGGACAGAACAUCUACCCCCACUGCUGGUGAGCACAGCUGUACCUCCACCGCCCAGCUCCCCUCGCACUCCCAGCACCACACUUCUGCUCAUCCAGGGAACAGCAAUCAGCUUGCACAACAUCAUCACGCUGCCAUAAACGGAGCAGAAAGAGGUUGAAGGGAAUAAGAAUCAUCCGGUUUAAGGUUUUGGUACGUUUGCUUUUGAUAAUUGGCAACCUAUAGAAUAGAUUUUAAUAUACCUGAGCUACAAAGCAAUGUGAGACAAAGGGGAGGAAUAAAAGCCAGAAUGGACAGAGGCAGCACAUAA